GGACGGCUAUUGUUCACUAGCCGUUGGAUUUAAAAAUUUGUAGAGCGGACACAUAUAUUCGCUCUUUGGGUCCUAAUCUCGCUCAUACAGUUCGUGCAUUUCCUCUCUUUGUUUUUUUCGGGGGGGAUAAACCCCAAAAGCCUGAAGAACGACAAAGACUCAGAGAAGAGAGUGAGAGUGAGAGAGAGAGAGAGAGAGAGAGAGAUCGCUCGGGGUUUUGAUGGAGUUUUUCUGAAGAUUGUUUGUUUGGCGUUUCAAGAAAGAUCGUGUCAGGGGCUCAAAGGAGUAUUUUAGUUUGGGAUUUUUUGUUUGUUUGAUUGGAAUCGAGAAAUGGCUGGAUCAGACGAGAACAAUCCGGGCGGGAUCGGACUCACAAAUUUUCAGGAAGGUGGAUUUCGUGCUGGUGGUGGAAAAGUGGGUUUGCGGAUUGGACACAACCGGAGAGCACUGAGCAACAUUAACAAGAAUAUAGUAGGAGCUCCUCCUUACCCUUAUGCGGUCAACAAAAAUGUUUUUUCUGAAAAACAUGCAGAUUGCAGUAAGAAACCACCGAUUCCUGGACAUCGACCAAUUACUAGGAAGUAUGCUGCCCAGAUGUCAAAUACGCAGCAACCUAUAUCAGAGGAAACUGAGAAACCAGUCCAGUUGGUCCCAAAUCCUAGUGAGUCUGAAGACUGUACCAUCAUAGAUGUGGAAGACUACAAGGCGACUAGUGAUGUGCCAAUGUUUGUGCAACACACAGAAGCAAUGCUGGAGGAGAUUUAUCGAAUGGAGGUGGAAAUGGAAGACAUAGCUGAAGAACCAGUUCUUGACAUAGACAGCUGCGAUAAGAAGAACCAGCUUGCAGUUGUUGAGUAUAUUGAUGAUUUAUAUACUUACUACAAGCAGGCAGAGAGUUCUAGCUGUCCCCAACUAAAUUACAUGGCACAGCAAUCUGAUAUUAACGAGAGGAUGAGAGCCAUUCUCAUUGAUUGGCUGAUUGAGGUGCACUACAAGUUUGAACUGAUGGACGAGACCUUAUAUCUUACUGUAAACCUGAUUGAUAGAUUCUUAGCUGCUCAACCAGUGGUGAGGAAGAAACUCCAGCUGGUUGGAGUAACAGCGAUGCUUCUCGCCUGCAAAUAUGAAGAAGUUUCAGUUCCUGUUGUGGAGGAUUUCAUUGUGAUUUCUGACAGGGCUUACAGCAGAAAAGAAGUGCUUGAUAUGGAGAAGCUUAUUGUCAAUGCCCUACAGUUCAACCUCUCAGUUCCCACAGCAUAUGUGUUUAUGAGGAGGUUUCUCAAAGCUGCUCAAGCUGGCAAGAAGCUCGAGCUGCUCUCGUUCUUCCUGAUCGAAAUGUGCCUGGUUGAGUAUGAGAUGGUUAAGUUUCCACCUUCUUUGUUGGCUGCUGCCGCAAUAUUUACAGCUGAAUGUACCCUCGGUGGCUUUAAGCAGUGGAGUAAAACCUGUGAGUGGUACACCAACUACUCGGAGGAGCAACUAUUGGAAUGCUCAAGGAUGAUGGUUCAUUUCCAUCAGAAAUCUGGCACAGGGAAGCUCACUGGUGUUCACCGGAAGUAUAAUACUUCUAAGUAUGGUUAUGCUGCAAAAACUGAUCCUGCUAACUUUCUCUUGGGAACCAAAUGAUCAGGGGCAAAGAAACAGAUGAUGAUGCAUCAAACACAAGACUAACUUUUACUACACUUGGGGGUUGGUUGGGGUGUGCAAAUUGAGCAACAUAAGUUGCCCCUGGGUUCUUGAAAAUAUUCUAGUUUGGUAUUCCAAAAUUUGGUCUUUUAUUCUAUGUUUUGUAGUUUGAACAUAGGAGGGAUUUCCACCCUUUUUUUUUCUUUUUUCUUUUUUCUUUUGUAGAGGAAAAUAAUCUCAGUUCUUCCUGAAAUAUUGUCCUCUUAUGAAUGAAUGAUAAAGUGUCAAUGUUCAUUUUUGUUUGUUUUGUUAUAUCAAAUUGAGGUGAAUUUGUCCAA
This is a messenger RNA of Alnus glutinosa, 1964 nucleotides long. Its product is annotated as G2/mitotic-specific cyclin-2-like. Gene Ontology annotation, biological process: mitotic cell cycle phase transition; regulation of cyclin-dependent protein serine/threonine kinase activity. The record is from RefSeq and is a predicted model, not a curated record. The transcript has 12 exons. Gene Ontology annotation, molecular function: cyclin-dependent protein serine/threonine kinase regulator activity. Gene Ontology annotation, cellular component: centrosome; cytoplasm; nucleus. The coding region runs from base 331 to 1626 and encodes 431 amino acids. NCBI's taxonomy places the organism in Eukaryota, Viridiplantae, Streptophyta, Magnoliopsida, Fagales, Betulaceae.